AUGCAAGGGACCAAGUCCCAGAUCCCAAACAGCUCAGGGUCCUGUGGACAGACCACUGAAUGGCAAUGGCUGCAGGUAAGCAUCCUUGAAUCCCGCUGGGUGUGGUAUGGACCACGGGGCCCUGGAAAUGGGUUUGAGGCUUCGAAUGUGAGUGCAGCCCAACUUCUGCUCAUGUUGGAAACACUCUGGGUCCCUAUGGGAACUAGGAGAGAUUGGCCAUCGCUCUCAGUCUUUUCCCGUCUCUCUCUAGACUCUCGGUCCUCCUGGCUCCUCACCUUCACCCUGUUCUGCUUGCUCUGGCCUCAGGAGGCUGGUGCCUUUCCUGCCAUGCCCUUGUCCAGUCUGUUUGCCAAUGCUGUGCUCCGGGCCCAGCAUCUGCACCAGCUGGCUGCUGACACCUACAAAGAGUUUGAGCGUGCCUACAUCCCCGAGGGACAGCGCUAUUCCAUUCAGAAUGCCCAAGCUGCUUUCUGCUUCUCUGAGACCAUCCCAGCCCCCACAGGCAAGGAGGAGGCCCAACAGAGAUCCGACAUGGAAUUGCUUCGUUUCUCGCUGCUGCUCAUCCAGUCAUGGCUGGGGCCUGUGCAGUUCCUCAGCAGGAUCUUCACCAACAGCCUGAUGUUCGGAACCUCAGACCGCGUCUACGAGAAACUGAAGGACCUGGAAGAGGGCAUACAGGCACUGAUGCAGGAGCUGGAAGACGGCAGCCCCCGCAUUGGGCAGAUCCUCAAGCAAACCUAUGACAAGUUUGACACCAACAUGCGCAGUGAUGACGCCCUGCUCAAAAACUACGGGUUACUCUCCUGCUUCAAGAAGGACCUGCACAAGGCUGAGACCUACCUGCGGGUCAUGAAGUGCCGCCGCUUUGUGGAAAGCAGCUGUGCCUUCUAG
This is a messenger RNA of Alexandromys fortis (reed vole), 891 nucleotides long. It is a transcript of the gene Gh1, whose product is annotated as growth hormone 1. The record is from RefSeq and is a predicted model, not a curated record. Gene Ontology annotation, cellular component: extracellular region. Lineage: Eukaryota; Metazoa; Chordata; Mammalia; Rodentia; Cricetidae. The coding region runs from base 1 to 891 and encodes 296 amino acids. Gene Ontology annotation, molecular function: growth factor activity; growth hormone receptor binding; hormone activity. Gene Ontology annotation, biological process: response to nutrient levels; positive regulation of growth; animal organ development. The transcript has 4 exons.